Molecule: messenger RNA, 1161 nt
Organism: Saccostrea echinata
Lineage: Eukaryota; Metazoa; Mollusca; Bivalvia; Ostreida; Ostreidae
Exons: 3
Coding region: 1-1161 (386 amino acids)
Cellular component (GO): nucleus
Molecular function (GO): DNA binding
Source: RefSeq, a predicted model, not a curated record
AUGAGUCGUCAGAUUGGAGUUAAACGAAGAAAGCAGUAUGAUACUAAAUUGUUGGAAGAAGCAGUUAUGCUCAUUAAAAAUAAAAACAUCAGUUUGAACAAGGCUUCAGAAAUAUACUCGAUACCAAAAGCCACUUUAUCAUAUAAAGUUAAUGGUAAGCUGCCACUGCUUUGUAAAAGUGGACCUCGUCCAGUUCUUACAGAAAACGAGGAGGCAAAGCUUGCAGACUGGGCAUGCAAAAUGGCUGCAAUCGGGUUUGGGCGAACAAGAAAUGAGCUUUUGGAUACAGUUCAAAAAAUUUUAGAGCGAGAUCAACGACCAAACCCAUUUAAGAACAAUCGUCCAGGAAAGGAUUGGUAUUAUGCCUUUAUAAAGAGAAAUCCUAUCAUUAAUGAAAGGACGCCUCAACAGCUUGCAAAGGAGAGAGCUGUGAUAACUCCUCAAAAAGUGGAACUGUGGUUCAGUGAUCUCAAAAAUUAUAUUGAUCUUGACAUCAAGGACCCUUCUCUUUGGACUGACCCGUCAAGGUGGUUCAACGCGGACGAGUCAGGAUUUCCACUGUGUCCUAAAAGCGGGAAAGUCUUGGCACCAAGAGGGGUUCCAAGUAUCUAUAAUUUUACUUCCUCUGACAAGUCUCAAGUUACUGUGCUAGCUUGCAUGUCUGCUAGUAGGCAUUUUCUUAAGCCUCUUAUUGUAUUUCCUGGCCAGAGGUUUUUUUAUAAUCCCCUUGAUGGUUUUCCAGAGGCAGUGAUGGGUAGGACUGCUACUGGUUGGAUGGACAAGGAGCUUUUCUACACAUGGAUGAAAGAUGUUUUCAUACCUCAUAUCAAUGUUUCUGGUGUGAAGAAACCUGCUCUUCUGCUUGUUGAUUGUCACUCAACCCAUCUCACUCUAGAAGGAGCAGUUAGGGAUUACCAAUUACAAAAUAUUGGUGAAUACGUCACAAAAACAAAAUUUGCUAGUGUAUUUAGAAACGCAUGGAUGAAAUCCACCACCCCAGAUGUUGCUGUAAAAGCAUUUAAAGAGAGUGGAUUGUUCCCAUUUAACCCAAGUAAACCCCUCUCCACUGUCAAAAUGCAGCCAAGCUCUGGUAUGGAACAGGCCUGGAACAAAGAAUUGGUGUUUUUGGAGAUGUUUCCCUCAGUUCUGCAGCAAGGAUGA